Messenger RNA from Lepus europaeus (European hare), 3962 nucleotides. RefSeq names its product thymopoietin (gene TMPO). NCBI's taxonomy places the organism in Eukaryota, Metazoa, Chordata, Mammalia, Lagomorpha, Leporidae. The coding region runs from base 91 to 2169 and encodes 692 amino acids. The transcript is spliced from 4 exons. The record is from RefSeq and is a predicted model, not a curated record. Gene Ontology annotation, molecular function: DNA binding.
GCGGCGGCGGCGGCCCCCAGCCGAGAGCGAGCGCGCCGGCGUGAGCGGCGCCCGGGAAGGCGGCGGGGAGGGCGAUUCGCAGAUCCCGACAUGCCGGAGUUCUUAGAAGACCCCUCGGUCCUCACGAAAGACAAGUUGAAGAGUGAGUUGGUCGCCAACAAUGUGACGCUCCCGGCCGGAGAGCAGCGCAAGGACGUCUACGUGCAGCUCUACCUGCAGCACCUCACGGCGCGCAACCGGCCGCCGCUCGCCGCCGGCUCCAACAGCAAGGGGCCCCCGGACUUCUCCAGCGACGAGGAGCGCGAGCCCACCCCGGUCCUCGGCUCCGUGGCCGCCGCGGGCCGGAGUCGUGCCUCCGUCGGCAGGAAAGCUACAAAGAAAACUGAUAAACCCAGACUAGAUGAUAAAGAUGAUCUAGAUGUAACAGAGCUCACUAAUGAAGAUCUUCUCGAGCAGCUUGUGAAAUAUGGAGUAAAUCCUGGCCCUAUUGUGGGAACAACCAGGAAGCUAUAUGAGAAAAAGCUAUUGAAACUGAGAGAACAAGGAACAGAAUCAAGGUCUUCUACUCCUCUACCAACAAUUUCUUCUUCAGCAGAAAAUACAAGGCAGAAUGGAAGUAAUGACUCUGACAGAUACAGUGACAAUGAAGAAGGAAAGAAGAAAGAACACAAGAAAGUGAAGUCCACUAGGGAUUUUGUUCCUUUCUCUGAACUUCCAACUACUCCCUCUGGUGGAUUUUUUCAGGGUAUUUCUUUUCCUGAAAUCUCCACCCGUCCUCCUUUGGGCAGGACUGAACUACAGGCAGCUAAGAAAGUACAUACUUCUAAGGGAGACCCACCUAGGGAGCCUCUUAUUCCCACAGCCUUGCCUGACAGGGGACAGAUGCAGCAGUUAGCCUCUGGAGAGAAUGUGUUUGCUUCCUCCAGGCCUAGCCGUGAUAGGAGGGUAGAGAAAAGCUCUUCGUCAUCUUCUCAGCAUGAACUCGCUGCCAUGUUGGUCCCUACUGCAGCUUCUCCUUCACUGAUUAAAGAAACCACCACUACUUGCUAUAAAGACAUAGUAGAAAAUAUUUUCCAUGGAGAGAAAAGUGGAAUUCGACCGCUGUGUACUGAGAGGUCCCAUUUUUCAGAUCAGUCUGUUCUCUCCACUGAAAGGGAAGUUCUAGAAGAGUCUGAGAGAUCACAAGUAAUUUCUCCAUCACUUGCUCAGGCAAUCAAAGAUUAUGUCAACUCUCUGUUGGUCCAGGGUGGGGUAGGAAGCUUGCCUGGGACUUCUAACUCUACAUCCACACUGGAUGUAGGAAACAUAUGGAAGAUAAUUGACCAAUCCAAUUCCCAAGAAACUGAAUCCCUGUCUCCUCCACGAAAAUUACGUAGAGUCAGUGAGAAGGUGGGAGAGGAACGGGAUUCAGGUUCCUCUGUAGCGUUUCAGAACAUGCCUGCACCUGAGCAGAUGUCUUCCUUGGCCAAAACUGUUGUCUCUCAUUCACUCGCCACCUUAGGCAUGGAAAUGUCUAAGCACUUGCAGCAUGAUAAAAUAGGUGCCUCAGAACUAUCUUUUCCCUUCCAUGAAUCUAUUUUAAAAGUAAUUGAAGAGGAGUGGCAGCAAAUUGACAGGCAGCUGCCUUCAUUGGCAUGCAAGUAUCCGAUUUCUUCUAGUGAGGCAACACGUAUAUUAUCGGUUCCAAAAGUAGAUGAUGAAAUCCUGGGGUUUACUUCUGCAACCUCUCCACCAGCAGGUAGUCAAGCAUCCUCCACUGAACCUUGUGAUAAACACUUAGAAUUGGCGCUCUGUAGAGCAUACGAGGCUGCAGCAUCUGCGUUACAGAUUGCAACCCACACUGCCUUUGUAGUUAAGGCUAUGCAGGCAGACAUUAGUCAGGCUGCACAAAUUCUUAUCUCAGAUCCUAGUGGUACACACCAGGCACUUGGGAUUCUGAGCAAAACCUAUGAUGCAGCCUCAUUUAUUUGUGAGGCUGCAUUCGAUGAAGUGAAGAUGGCUGCACAUACCAUGGGAUCUUCCACUCUAGGUCGCCGAUAUCUCUGGUUGAAGGAUUGCAAAAUUAGCCCAGCUUCUAAGAAUAAGCUGGCUGUUACUCCCUUUAAAGGUGGAACAUUAUUUGGAGGAGAAGUACACAAACUAAUUAAAAAGCGUUUAAGUAAACACUAACACAGAUAAGAACAAAGACAUCUGUCUUACCUUUGAUAUGGAGAAUUUAGAUGCUUUUCUAGGAAUUUUAGGUACUUCUAUGCCAAGGUUUUCUUUCUUUUGAAGGCCUUUUUAGUCUCCAGAUAGGGCUGAUUUCAAAAUCUUAAGCUUUAACCCAUCAAAUUACUUUAUACAAGUAUUAUAGAAUUCUUUUUUUUUUCCUUAAUAUUUACACAAAUUAAAAGGUCUGGUUCUAUUUAAAAUUUUCUAGGUCACAUAUUUGUCUCAUAAAUAGUUUACUAUUUUUUAUUAUGCUUUUACAGUUGUAAAAUUAAGAAGACUCUAGCAGCUACAAUAUAAGUAGAGUCUUCACUGUUUCUUGGUAUCAUAUGUAUUCUCCUUUAUACUUAGCAUAGAAUUAAGCACUUGUUGCACAUUUGAAGCAAUGAUUUUUCUCAUUUUGAUACGCCCAUCUGAGUAUUUCUAAACUUGGUAGAUUCUCCAUAUUUUUGCUCUUUUCUUUCUUUUUGUUUGUUAUUUACCUGUCUGCAAUAUUAUUCAUAGUAUUAUAGAUGAAUGCAGCUGAAAAGUGCCAGUUUGUAAAUUGUUACUGAUCACAGAAAAGAUAAGUAUGCACAAAAUUUAAAUUUGGAGUUUUUUUAAGUAAAUGAUAGGAUUUAUUUUUGCUAUAAAAUUUUAUCUAUAUAAAACCAAUAUACUAUUGGACAUUCUGCCUCAUUACUUCAUGGACUGGUGACAAAUGAUUCUUGGAACAUAGCCCAGUCCAUGGGCAAUGAUUUGAGAAACACUAUUGUAGAUGAUAAAUAUUCUGGGAUGGUGCAUGCUCACUGUCACUAUUUUGUCAGUUGAACUAUAUACACUGAAAAGAUGGAGUUUUACUUUAAAUUUUUAAAGUACUUUUAAGGUAUUAUGUUUCAUGGAUGAUUAGGCUUAACAAUCGAGACUCUAAAAGGCAAAUUUAAAUGAUUUUUUAAAGCAAUAAAUCAUACUGUAGCCCUGCAUCUGUAUAAAGCAAUAUUUUACCCUGUUUUCAUUUCUGUGAUUGUUAGAUAAGACAAUCUAAUUGUAGAGGCAUUGUGGAAAAUAGUAGUCUUAAGCAUAUCAAAAUAUGGUCCCUUGGGUAUCUCUAUAGCGAUUUUCAUAUUCUUAGACUACACAUGUCCAUCUUUGAAGCUUUCUGGGAAUAAUUUUGUUUGUUAUUUGUCUUCUGAGCUGUAUAUAUAUACAGGUACUUUACUAAGUGCUAUGUGAUUUUAAAAAAUGUGUUACUGUAGAAUGCUUCUGCAAAUUCAAUAAAGUUGUUAAAUCAGAACAGUUCUGUGUGGUCUCCAGAAACAUGUUGUAUGUGUGUUGUUGUUUUUUUUUUGUGGAGUUGGAACGAGUUAAUGUGGAUGAUCAUCCUUUCUCCAUUUCAUCAUUGAAACUCACUUGACAGGCUAGUGGUAUAGUUGAAAAUAUUCUAAUACUGUUGUAUGGUUUUUCUUCUAUUUGAGGAACAUGUUUUAAGUGGUUGUUGGGACCUAAAUUUCUAAGAGUUCAUGUGUAACCAAAUACCUUGUUUAUCUUAAUUUCUGUUCAACUAAGUGUCAACUAAGUGUUAUGCUUUUUUAACUUUAUGCUUUCCAGUUAUUAGAUUUUGAGUUAACAAGGCAUAAAAGUAAAUUUCAUAAUGCUGCCAAACAUAGAUACAUGUUUAUAUUGAUAGAUCCAUUAAAUAGUGUUGGAAGAUGGGGACAUGGAGUAAAUGCUUUAGUUCUAAAUAAAGAUUGAACUGUUUGAGCUAACUUGGUGAA